AUGACUUUAAGCCGCAAUCUCAGGCUCGGGGUAGAGUCCCAGCGUGAAAUCCUCCCGGAACAGUGAAAAAUCCGAGAGCAGCGGAGCCGAGCACCAUGCACCGGGCCGGGACACUUCUCACCACUUUACUCACUUUCUGGGCUUUCCUCAGGGUGGAAGGUGAGUCGUGUGAAACAAACAUAUGUUUAAAUGGAGGAACCUGUUUUGUCAGUUCAAGUAAAGAGCCCUUCUGCAUUUGCCCCGAUGGGUUUGCUGGUACAGACUGCAACACACCAGAGAAAGGCCCAUGUCAACCAAAUCCUUGCCACAACAAUGGGGAGUGCCAGGAACUGUCCCACACUCGCAGAGGAGAUACUUUUGCCCAGUAUACCUGCAAAUGUCUUCCUGGCUACUUUGGAGAGAACUGUGAAAACAGCGAGAAUCAUUGUUCUUCAUAUCCUUGUAAAAAUGGAGGUGUCUGCCAUAAUCUUGUCAAUGAUUACAGCUGUAAAUGCGUCUCGCCAUAUAUUGGCAAAGCCUGUCAAAUGCGUUGUGCAAACGCAUUAGGAAUGGAGGGUGGAGCCAUAUCUGAUGCCCAGAUCACAGCUUCUUCCCUUUACCAUGGUUUCCUCGGCCUACAGCGCUGGGGCCCUAAUCUUGCCAGGUUGAACAAUAAAGGAUUAGUCAAUGCAUGGACUGCAAGUAGCUAUGACAAACACCCUUGGAUUCAGGUUAACCUAUUAAGACAGAUCCGAGUAUCUGGGAUCAUUACUCAAGGUGCCAGUCGCAUGGGCAAGGCAGAGUACCUGAAGGAGUUUAAGGUGGCAUACAGUGUGGAUGGGCAUGAGUUCAUUUUUUACAAAGUUGAAGGACAGAACAAAGACAAGAUUUUCCAUGGAAACAUAGACAAUGAUGGCAGAAAGGCCAAUAUACUGAGUCCUCCAGUCACAGCGCAGUACAUCCGCAUCUACCCUGUCACCUGUCACAGAGCCUGCACACUGCGUUUUGAGCUCUUUGGCUGCGAGAUGAGUGUGUAUUUCAACACGGUAGGUUGCUCAGACCCACUCGGAUUGAAAUCCCAUAUGGUUUCUGAUAAGCAAAUAACGGCUUCCAGUGUCUUCAAGACAUGGGGGAUUGAUGCAUUUACCUGGCAACCACAUUAUGCCCGCCUGGACAAGAUUGGGAAAACCAAUGCCUGGACUGCCCGUGAGAAUAAUCAGUCAGAAUGGCUCCAGAUUGACCUAGGUGUUCUUAAGAAAAUUACAGGAAUUAUCACACAAGGUGCAAAAGACUUUGGAAAUAUUCAGUAUGUGGAAGCAUUCAAAAUGGCGUACAGUGAUAAUGGCACAACAUGGAUGGUAUACCAGGACAGCAGAACUAAAACAGAUAAGGUGUUUCUUGGGAACACUGACAACUACUCCCACAAAAAGAACAUCUUCAGUCCUCCGAUCUCAGCCCGGUAUGUGCGUAUUCUUCCCCAGUCCUGGCACGAGCGUAUCACGCUGCGGAUGGAGCUUCUCGGAUGUGACAACUAAACAACAGAGAAGUUUAAUGACAGUAGCAUUGUGCACCCAGUGAUCGUUCAGUUGCCGUUUCCUUUAUUCCCCCCCCCCCUCCUCUCCAUCUGUAAUUGUUGUCCAUGUGCCGGGGGAAGCUCCGUCGGUGAAAGCUCUAGACUUAUGGCUGAAAUGGAGGAGAUUCCGCAUAACGCAGCACAUGAAUAGACUGCUACAUUGGGACUUCUCCCUGGUCUAUUAAAAACAUCAAUAAACCCUACCGCCCAAAUUAACCGUAAAACUGAUUUAUGGAGUAACUUAAUCGUCUGCUGUAAGAUUUUUGUGAGAGCUGUAAUACGUGUUGUGAAUUUGUCCCUGUGUUUUGUAACCAGUUCAGUAUUUGAAAGCUUUGAAGUGCACUGUUUAUAAACCCCAAUGCUGCUACUCCAGCGACUAGAACAGCAUUGAAAACCGAAAGUCCUUUUGUAUUUCAAUAUUUUAGUUCUGUUGCACCUUUUAGGGUGAGCUGUAAAGAAUUAAUGCCCCCAAUUUGUGUUGGCUAUUCUAAUGUUGAUUUAUUCAGUGUGACCUCUGUUACUAUAUACCGUUUGUACUUAUGUAAUGCUCAUCAGACAAGUAACAUUAGCUACUGUAAUAGCUGCCUGCAUUUUACCCCUAUACUGAGCAUAGUCUCCUCAGAUGGUGUAUAUAUUAAUACAAGGCCUCAUGCACAUAUCAUUAUUUAUAGGGGAGAAUAUCUCCAUACACAUGGCUCCCAACAAAUCUUAUAUGGUAGCACAUGGAGGCCAUACAGCUCCAUACUAGUCCCCAGUGCACUGCCGUAUAGGCACCAUGCACACAAUACUGUUGUGAGCAUGUAGUUUGCUUGAUUUAGAGGUUCUUUGUUGCAGUUUGUUAUAAACAGAAUCUUCUGCACACUACUGAAUUUCCUUAGUGAAUUUCAUCAGCGCAUCUGUGCCGUCAAGAAGCUGGCUUAUUCUGGGUUAUUUUGGCACAUCAUUUGCAGUGCAAAUUAAUCCCUGCAAUCCAAAUUCCCAUUUGACUAAUGGGCAGAUUCCGCAUAAAGAAUGAACAUGUUCAUUCUUUCGUGAAAUCCAGAUCUGUGUCAAAAGUUCCACUCUAGGAAAUAAUUUGCCAACAGUGGUGUCUAGCCAGCUUACCCCCUCUACUCAUCUAAAACACAUGUACACUCCCAGCGUUAAAGGGGUACUCUACUGGCAAGUGUUCGAACGCAAAUGUUCCGAACGCUGUUUUCGCGCUGCGGGGGUCUGCCAUGACCCUUGUGACAUCAUGGCCACACACACCCUCAAUGCAAGUUUAUUGGACUUGCAUUGAGGGUGUGUGGCCGUGAUGUCAUGAGGGUCAUGGUCAACCCCUGCAGCGCGAAAACAGCGUUUGGAAGAUUUACUUCCGACCGCUGAUCAGUGGAGUACCCGUUCGGUAUCUAAUGGGUAUGGCCAGCUUUACAAAUUGCCACAACUUUUCCCCCACUGAUAUGAGGUCAUGCAUAGUUGUUAAGCAGUAAGUCUGAAAAGGUAAGGAUAAUGCUUUACUAUAGUGCGAUGUGUAUUCACAAACAUGGAGAAUUGGUUGUCAAAACUUUUUUAUUAAGUCACUGUAAGGAGCACUUUAAAUAACUUAAAGGUUAUCUACCAUUUUAUAAAGCUUAAUAAAAUAAUGAAACAUUA
Messenger RNA from Hyla sarda, 3184 nucleotides. RefSeq names its product milk fat globule EGF and factor V/VIII domain containing (gene MFGE8). The coding region runs from base 96 to 1514 and encodes 472 amino acids. NCBI's taxonomy places the organism in Eukaryota, Metazoa, Chordata, Amphibia, Anura, Hylidae. Gene Ontology annotation, molecular function: calcium ion binding. The record is from RefSeq and is a predicted model, not a curated record. The transcript has 10 exons.